AUGCGUUUCUCUUUCUUCACGGCUAUAGCCGCAGUGGCUUCGUUGGGUCAUGCCCUUCCCGGUAAACUGCAGGCUCGAGAUGUUUCAACCACUGAACUGACCCAGUUCGAUUUCUGGGUCCAGUAUGCCGCAGCGUCAUAUUACCUUGAUGUCUAUACGGCUCAAGUGGGAGCCAAGAUCGUUUGUUCGAAAGGCAACUGUCCCGAAGUGGAGCAAGCGGGUGCGACUGUAUUUUAUGACUUCUCCAACGCCACCAUCACCGACACCGCUGGUUUCAUUGCAGUAGACCACACCAAGGCGGCCGUUGUUCUCACCUUCCGUGGGUCCUACUCAAUUCGCAACUGGAUCACCGAUGCCUCAUUCCUAUACACCAACCCCGAUCUCUGCAAGGGAUGUUUCGCCGAACUCGGCUUCUGGAGUUCCUGGAAACUCGUCCGCGACGACAUCACCAAAGAACUAAAAGAAGCUUUCUCCCAGAACCCCGACUACGAGCUUGUCGUAGUGGGCCACAGCCUCGGUGCCGCCAUCGCAACCCUUGCUGCUGCUGAUCUCCGGGGCAAAGGAUACCCGUCAGCUAAGCUGUACGCAUAUGCUUCGCCUCGCGUGGCGAACGCGGCUUUGGCCAAGUAUAUCACGGCGCAGGGAAACAACUACCGCUUCACUCACACCAAUGAUCCGGUCCCUAAGCUGCCGUUAUUGACUAUGGGCUAUGUUCAUGUCAGUCCUGAGUAUUGGAUCACAUCACCUAAUAACGCUACUGUCAGUACUUCUGAUAUUGAGGUUAUUCAGGGGGAUGUUUCCUUCGCGGGGAAUACUGGAACUGGUCUACCAUUGUUGACCGACUUCGAGGCGCACAUCUGGUACUUUGUGCAGGUUGAUGCUGGCAAGGGCGAUGGACUGCCCUUCAAGAGGGUUUAA
Penicillium coprophilum is the source of this 918-nucleotide messenger RNA. Its product is annotated as lipase family protein. Gene Ontology annotation, biological process: lipid catabolic process. The record is from RefSeq and is a predicted model, not a curated record. Lineage: Eukaryota; Fungi; Ascomycota; Eurotiomycetes; Eurotiales; Aspergillaceae. The transcript has 3 exons. The coding region runs from base 1 to 918 and encodes 305 amino acids.